Perkinsus marinus ATCC 50983 is the source of this 642-nucleotide messenger RNA. Its product is annotated as DNA-directed RNA polymerases II 24 kDa polypeptide, putative. Bases 1 to 642 code for a protein of 213 amino acids. The record is from RefSeq and is a predicted model, not a curated record. Gene Ontology annotation, molecular function: DNA binding; DNA-directed RNA polymerase activity. Gene Ontology annotation, cellular component: RNA polymerase I complex; RNA polymerase III complex; RNA polymerase II, core complex. Gene Ontology annotation, biological process: DNA-templated transcription. Lineage: Eukaryota; Perkinsozoa; Perkinsida; Perkinsidae. The transcript has 7 exons.
AUGUCGUCAGGGCCUAUUGACGACGUGACUAUCCGUCUAUGGCGGGUACGGAAGACAAUUUUCGAGCUUCUGCAGGAUAGAGGAUACUUGGUGGCUCAGAAAUACCUGAACGAGACCAAGGAGUCCUUUGCUCAGCAGUGGAAUGAAAUACAAGAGAGAAAAGGAGGCCGCCACGACCUCAUCAUAUUGGUGUCCAAGCAAGAUGAUCCCAGCGACCAACUCAUCGUCUUCUUCCCCGAUGAGAACAAACGUGUUGGAGUGAAGCCCAUCAGAACACUCGCACUGAAGAUGGAGGAGCAGAGGCUUUCUCGAGCCAUCUUGGUCGUACAGCAACCUCUCACUGCUUUUGCCAAGACUGCUAUUCAGGAGGCGAGCCCCCAGAUGGAGAUAGAGGUUUUCAACGAGUCAGAAUUGGUAGUGAAUAUCACCCAUCACGAACUAGUCCCAGAGCACAAGCCUCUCACGGCAGAGGAGAAGCGGUUGCUACUUGAGAGAUAUAAAGUGAAGGAAAAUCAGCUGCCGAGGAUUCAGAGCUCCGACCCAGUGGCGAGGUAUUACGGUUUGAAAAAAGGUCAGGUUAUGAAGAUCAUCCGUCCAUCUGAGACUGCUGGUCGCUACGUUACUUACAGGCUCUGUGUAUAG